This is a messenger RNA of Cyclopterus lumpus (lumpfish), 4768 nucleotides long. RefSeq names its product collagen, type VI, alpha 1 (gene col6a1). The record is from RefSeq and is a predicted model, not a curated record. Lineage: Eukaryota; Metazoa; Chordata; Actinopteri; Perciformes; Cyclopteridae. The coding region runs from base 197 to 3223 and encodes 1008 amino acids. The transcript has 35 exons.
GCGCUCUGGUCCUCCUCUGCGCGCUCUGUGUCUCGCCUCGGAAAAACUGCGACGGAGACCUGGAUCACCAAAAGUUUACCGAAUCGGUUUAGAGAUACCGGGCUUGGGGCCGGACUGAUUCGGUGUGUGUUUUUCUGAGGACUGGGGUGUUGCGUUUCGUUUGUUUCUUUAAACUUUAAACUUUUGCAGUUCCGCCAUGGAGACGCUUGGUCUCCUCGCGAUGCUGUGCGCCUUAAUGGCUGGAGCGCAAACGCAGAACCAAAAAGAAAGGUUUGCGGAUUGUCCAGUUGACCUUUUCUUUGUGCUGGAUACAUCUGAGAGUGUCGCCCUCAGAAAGAAACCUCCCAAAUUUUAUAUUGACCAGGUCAUACACUUCACCAACAACUUCAUAGAUGAACUCAGGGAAUUUCGCCACCGAUGCGACCGCACCCUGACGUGGAACUCGGGAGCUCUGCACUACAGUGACGAAGUCAAACUCAUUCGCGGGCUGAGCGACAUGAGGACAGAUCGCAAGGCCCUGAAGGAUGACAUUACGCGCAUCGACUUCAUCGGCAAGGGCACGUAUACCGACUGUGCCAUCAAGGAGGGUCUUGGUCAGCUGCUCAAUGGGGGCACGCACUACCAAGAGAACAAGUACAUCGUGGUGGUGACCGACGGUCAUCCCAUUACUGGUUACAAAGAGCCAUGUGGAGGCGUGCAGGAGGCUGCUAACGAAGCCAAGCAACAUGGAGUCAAAGUGUUCGCUGUUGCCAUCUUACCUGACCAGGAGGAGACCAGGCUGUCACUCAUUGCCACAGACCAGACCUACAGACAGAACUUCACUGCUGCAGACGACACCAGAUCCACAAAGAUGGGAACCAUUCGAACCAUCAUAGAAAUGAUCACAAACGAGACAAAGGAUGCGUGUUGCUCGUUCGACUGCAUUGCUCCAGGAGGGGAUGCGGGACCAAAGGGAGACAUUGGCUCAAAUGGAGAAACAGGUAGACCAGGCAUGCCCGGAGAGAAAGGAGAUGUCGGCAAAAUGGGCAACCUUGGAGAUACUGGUCCUGUUGGUUACACUGGAAUGAAGGGCGACCGCGGUGGCAAAGGAGGAAAGGGUGACAGAGGACACAAAGGCUACAAGGGAGACAAAGGUCAAAGGGGAAAUGAUGGCAUUGACGGACGCAAGGGGAAAGAUGGUUUCGCUGGUCUUCCCGGCUGUAAAGGAUCUCCCGGAUCAGACGGCCUGCAGGGAGAGUCUGGACCAAAGGGAGACUCUGGUCCUUAUGGACUGAAAGGAGGAAAAGGAGAUCCUGGAAAAGACGGAGAACCGGGAAGGCCUGGAAACUAUGGCCCACUGGGACCUCAGGGUGAGCGGGGCCCUCGCGGAAACAACGGGGACAAAGGAGAGCGCGGCGAUGACGGCGAACCGGGACCGGAUGGAAAUCGCGGCGAGAGAGGACAAGUUGGAGAGAAGGGCGAGCAAGGUUCCCGUGGAAACAGAGGUCCAAGAGGAGACGGGGGGGAGCCAGGGCCCCGUGGAGAGCAGGGGAGGGAGGGCUCAGCUGGCCCCAACGGAGACCCCGGCCAGUCUGGCAGGGCCGGGUCUCCUGGCUACAGAGGAGAUGAAGGCCCACCUGGACCAGAAGGACCCAAAGGGCCGAGAGGAAUCAAAGGAGCUCCGGGAGACAGAGGCCUGAUCGGGGAGAGGGGAGAAGAUGGUGUAGCAGGAAACGGAACUGUGGGUUGUCUUGGUUUCCAGGGUUAUCCUGGGUCCCGCGGAGGCUCUGGUGAGCCGGGUGGCAAAGGAACUCCUGGACCCAAAGGAGAUGACGGAGACGCCGGAGAUCCAGGCCCCGAUAACAACGAACCAGGACCUCCAGGAACCAAAGGGGCCAAAGGUCACAGAGGACCAGAAGGCAAUCCGGGACCUAUUGGGCCUCCUGGACCACCAGGAACCGAUGAAUGUGAAAUUCUGGAUAUCAUCAUGAAGCUCUGCUCUUGUUGUGAGUGUAAGUGUGCGGCUCUGGACCUGGCGUUCAUUGUGGACAGCUCAGAGAGUAUCGGUUCCACAAACUUUGCUCUCGCCAAAGACUUUAUCAUCACAGUCAUAGACAGACUGACCAAAGACCAGCAGCUCAAGUUUGCAAGCAAUCACUCCGGGUUGAGCGUAGUCCAGUACAGUGGAUCGCAGGCCCAAGAAAAAAUCAGACUGGAUUCCACCGGCCUCAUCGCAUUUAAAGAGAAAGUGAGGAAUAUGAAAUGGCUGGCCGAGGCCACAUACACAGGCGAGGCCCUGGAUUUCGCUCUGACCAACACACUCAGCAUGAUGACCCAUGAGAACAAAGUCGUUAUCGUUCUAACAGACGGACGUUCCGAUAGAUCCAGGGACAAGGUUCCCAUCAACGUACUCUGUGGUAAAGGUCUCCUGGUGGGUGGUUUGGGAGUGAAGGACUACUCGGGCCGUGAGCCCAACCAUGAGCAGCUCGGGGAAUUGGUUUGUAAGAGUGACGCCAAGCCAGGCUUUGCCUUUGUCCUGGACAACUUUGCCGAGCUGCUAGAUGACUCUUUCCUGCAGAACCUCACAUCCAGAAUCUGUCAAAAUAAGACGUGCCCAGACUACAAAUGUCCCCUGUCUUUCUCGGAAAGUGCUGAGAUUUUGGUGAUGAUGGACAGCUCGGCAAGCGUGGGCCAGAAGAACUUCGCCACUACCAAGACCUUCGUCAGCCGCUUGGCCGAGCGUUUCCUGACCGCCGAGAGGAAGAGGGGGGCCACUGUCAAAAUGGGUGUGGGCCAGUACAGCCGAAGCUCCCGCAUGGAGCAGGCGCCGACUACCAAUUUAACCCUUCUAACCUAUCACACUGAAGAGGCGGCCUUCCAAAACGACGGCACCAACGUGUUAGAGGCCAUGGAAUUUGCCGUGAAGACCUUACCUGGUCGUGGAGACGCGUCAGGGGACAGGAGGAAGCUGGUGCUGUUCUCUGACGGCAGGUCUCAGGACGUCACUGAGGCCUUGCUGGAGAAGCGUGUCCGUGAGGUGGCGGACGCCGGGGUGGAGGUCUUCGUCAUCGCCGUUGGCAGCCAAGUCAAUGAGGUCAACCUGCGCACGCUGGUGAGCAAGGGACGGCGGGACGACAUCAGCUACGCCCAGCGCCACCUGUUCCGGGUCUCAGACUACAACUCUCUGCUUCACGGGGUCUUCCACCAAACAGUCUCCCGCCGGGUGUCCACCAACAAGCUUUAGAUUUUUAGUCCCAAUAUGAAUAUUCAGUCUCACUCAUUUACCGUACACUGUGUUCGAGUACUUUAAAAAAAAUGUUAAAUAAAUAAUUGUCACAAAAGGACAAACGAUUGUGUGUAGGUCAAAAGGAAAUGUUUUCAUGAAGUUUACCUGGAACCUUUUUUUACCCUGAGUUGAGCUUCCGAGGCAGGUUAUCUCAGGCUGUGUGUAAUUUCCACCUUCCGUGCUGAGAUCAUUGGACUAUAACCCAAAUGAUGGUGCUAGCCUAAACAGUUUUAGUGCUCGUUGUGACAGUACACAACUGGAAGAGAUUGCUGCCCGGAAGGUCAGUUUUAGGGUUAAAAAUGUCCCAUGUCGAAAGGGGUUGCCUUGUCCCUGGAGAGCCAUAGUAAAGGCCACAACUAAACUAAAUGUAGCCUUUAAAUGCAUUGGGCUGAUCUCUACUCAGGUGCACUGCAUACCCUGCAUCAUGUCCUGGUAGUCAAGACCCGUCCUCUGGCUUACUUCAACUAGUGUGGGUUGAAAAUGGCUCAGCGUGACUACACUAUCUUGUCUCUCCAGGACUUGGAGCUCCUACCAUUCGAAGGAUUUGUAUUAAGGGUUUAAUGUGGGCUCCGUUUUCUAGCUCUUACCACUUUUUCAAGAGGUGGCAGAUUUGUGGUGUCACAGUUUUACAACGUAGAGGAACCAGCCGUGGAAGGAAAACAUAAAAAUUAUUUGGCAAGUGCUCGUUUUACCUAAAUAAUUGUUAACCCCAAAGAAUUGCGCAUGACAGGCUAGUCAACUUUGUUUUAGGUUUGCAAAGGUCAGUUGGAAAAGCCAUAACUUAUGACCAACUUGGUGAAAAGUCUCACCCGACAUCACUUGAAAUCUUUGUUAGAUCACCAAACCGACCGGGAAAACAGGAAAUUACAUCCAAAACACUUCCAAACAAUCCAAUCCAUACUUCACCUGGUAAUAAUGACGACACCACAGCUGGACUCAGCAUGUUUGUUCUAUCCAAGUGUGUGUAGCUGUAUGUGUGUCAGCACCUCUGUCUGUACAUCAAUUGCAUGUAUAUGUGUGUGUGUGUGUGUGUGUGUGUGUGGUGGAGUUCUUUUUAUGUGUAGCCCUGGGUGAUUGCUCUAUAAACAGUUGUGCCAGUUCAAAUGACAGAAUGACAGAAACCUGUUCUUUGUUGUCUGUGAAGCAGACAACAAAGAACAGCAGAGAGGCAAAGAGGCCUCACACACACACACACACACACACACACACACACCUGUGUGCCCCAUCAUUUAGGUAGGAAAACAUCUGUCAUGGUUGAAGGCUGGAGAAGAAACGUAUGUGAGGCCCUCACACCCACUUUUAUGAUUCCCCUCAACUGCUUCACACGCUCAGUUUCAUUGUCAUCCGUGGCCCAGAGUCACUGUACUGUUGUUAUUAUCUGUGGUGCUAUUAGUCUCAGUGUAUCAGCCUCUACCCAUGUUGUUAAAGAAGAUAUGUUUACCUGAGGAUGCAAAACCUUAGUAGUGUUGUGAGAGCUCCUUCAAUAAAGGUUGCUACACCAAA